Anas platyrhynchos (mallard) is the source of this 7286-nucleotide messenger RNA. The record is from RefSeq and is a predicted model, not a curated record. Lineage: Eukaryota; Metazoa; Chordata; Aves; Anseriformes; Anatidae.
GUAGGAUGUUGUCCAUGAUGCAGACAGAGACCGUGAUUGCAGAGUACAGAGGCUGAGAGGCAGGCUUAGAGCCUGGAAAAUAGUUGGAUCAGUGUGCCUUUGGCUGGGGAAUGCUCUGGUUUCAUGCCUGAUGCCAAGGGCUAUGCCAUUUCUGUUCUGAUCAUGGUGUUCCUGUCCUAAGAGGCAAUGAUGUUUCCCUGAGAAUAAAGUAUUUGGCAGAAAGUGCCUAUGGAGUAGAGGUAUCUGAGGUGAAAGGGUGCAGACUGGAGUCACCACCAUUUAUGAAGGUGAAGUCAAAGAAGAGCAGAAGGGUACUGUGGGAGCAGGUGUUCCAUGAAAGCAAUAAUCUAGGGCUGUAACUGAUGCCAAGUACUGAUGUAAUAACCAUUAGCCAUGAAUGUGAAUGCUGACUGUGUAGAAUGAGAUCCAGUGAUUCAGCAUGACAGAAUGAAGAAAAUAUGAUAGAUGCUUAAUGCUCGAGAUAUUUCAUGGUCUUCCUUUGGCUUUUUCUCAAAUGAAUGUAUUGGACGUGUUUGAUAAGUGAUGUCAAAUUCUGCCCUUAUCUUACCCCUCUGUGUACACUGGCAUGCUCGUGUCCCAUGGUUCUCUGAUACAUUCAAAGUGAAUGCCCUGGGGUUUUCUUCUGUUUUAUGGGUAGGCAUUUUUCUGGAAAACCGUUAAAGUGAAUGAAAGUUAGAAAAGCAUCUUCUGCUGUUGUGAUCUCCAAGACUGCAUUUAUAGUGGGGGAAACUGAUCAGAGGCGAGUGCCCAGACUGCUUUGCUAAAUAACAGGGAUGUGGAGUGAGUGCCCAGGCUUCUCAGAGUACUGAAGGCACCUGUUGAUUCCUUGAUGCUGCACAUGUACAGGGAGAACUGUUUUAUAUCAGUUGUUGACAUUGGAACGACAGCACAAAUUAUCAACGAAUGUAAGAUUUAAAUGAAUGUAAAGUGUUGGAGAGACAAGGAAAUAUUCAUUCAAGAAGGACUGCAGAAACGAUCUCUGCAAUUCCUUGAAGUGACUGUCCUGCACACAUGGUGUAAGGGCGAUAAUUACUUUGAGGUCAAAUUAAAACGUAUAAUUUUACCUGCCAUGCAGUAGAAUUAAGACAUGAAGAAGAGGACGCUACCUUCAUUGUGAUCAUGACCACGCUGAAGACCAGAAUGAAUUCGAUCUUCUACUCGGAGAAGUCGUUCCGGAAGCAAACGCAUCGACUCAAGGUCGUGUCGCUGGGGAAUGUGCCGUGGCGCCGUGUCCGCGGGGACCGAAGGUUUCCGCGGAAGAGGCAGGGCGGCGGCGCUCGCUGUGAGCCGUGCGUGCAGUGCCGGGCGGAGGCUGCGGGCGCCGCUGUUCACCACGGAGGAGAGGAGAGGAAGGAGCGGAGCGCUGCAGCCAGCCCUGCCCGCUGCAGCCCGGCUCGCUCGCUCGCUGUAUCGGCUUUGAGGACUGCGAGCAGCCCCGCGGUACGGAGCCGAGCUCCAGAGAGGCGGAGGGACUGCCUAAAUCGGCCGGCAGCGGGGCUGGAGCUGGAAAAGGAUAACGGAGCAAGAGCCGGAGAAGGAGUCUGAUCCGGAGCCCUAGGCUAAGAGUCGAGCGGAGGGAGCUGUCGGCGGGCGUCCGGUGGCGGCGGGGCCGUGUCGGAGAUGUGCGCUGCGAGGGAAGGGCGCUGGGGCCGGAGGCAGCGAGCGCUGCUGUGCUGCGUGUUGGUGGCGGCGUGGGAGGCGGCGUGGGGACAGCUGCGCUACUCGGUGCCCGAGGAGCUGCCCAAGGGCUCUUUCGUGGGCGACGUGGCCAAGGACCUGGCGCUGCAGCCGGCGGCGCUCCGCGACCGCGGCGCCCGAGUGAUGUCGGCAGAUAGGACGCAGUAUUUCAUACUGCAUGCGAACAGCGGCCACCUGGUGACGGCAGAGAGGCUAGAUAGAGAGCAGUUGUGCCGGCUGAUGGAGCAAUGUGUACUGCGCUGUGAGGUGAUCGUGGAGGGGGAGAUGAAAGUUUACGAGAUAGAAGUGGAAAUCACGGACAUUAAUGACAACGCGCCAAGCUUCGUAGAAGCAGAAAAGGAACUGAGAAUGAGCGAGACGACAGCUCCUGGGUCGCGCUUUCCCCUGGUCGAGGCUCACGACCCGGACGUGGGAGUGAAUUCCCUGCAGAGCUACGAGCUGAGCGGCGACGAGCACUUCUCGCUGUCCGUGCAGGCGGGAGCCGACGGCGAGAAGCGUCCCGAGCUGGUGCUGGCCAAGGCGCUGGACCGGGAGGAGACGGCGUUUCACGAGCUGGUGCUGAGGGCGAGCGACGGCGGCGAACCGGCACGGACGGGCACGGCGCGCAUCCGCGUGUCUGUGCUGGACGCCAACGACAACGCGCCCGUGUUCAGCCAGGCGGUGUACGCGGUGCGCGUGCCCGAGGACGUGCCCGUGGGCUCCACGCUCCUCACCCUCACGGCCACCGACGCCGACGAGGGAAUCAACAGCGAGGUUAAAUAUUCAGUGAUAAAACUGACAGCCGAGCUAACAGACAAAGUUUUUCUGGAUCCGGAGACGGGAUCGAUCAGGCUGUUGAGGAGCCUGGACUUCGAGGAAGGCGACUCCUACGAAGUCUGGGUGCAAGCACGGGAUAGCGGGGAGCUUUUCGACACGGCCACGGUCUCGAUUUCUGUGACAGACGUGAACGACAACGCGCCCGAGAUUUCGGUGCGGUCGGCGCUGAGCGAGAUCUCGGAGGACGCGCCGCCGGGGACGGUGGUGGCCCUGCUGCACGUGCAGGACCGCGACUCGGGCGCCAACGGCGAGGUGCGGUGCUCGCUGGUCGGCGACGUGCCGUUAUGUCUGCGGAGCUCGGUGGGCAGCUACUACAGCGUGGUGACGGCGCGGGAGCUGGACCGGGAGGAGGUGUCGGAGUUCAACGUGACGGUGUGGGCGUCGGACGGCGGGUCGCCGUCGCUGCGGAGCAGCGCGGUGCUGGCGCUGCGCGUGCUGGACGUGAAUGACAACGCGCCGGUGUUCGCGGAGGCGCGCUACAGCGCCCGUCUGCCCGAGAACAACGCCGAGGGCGCGCUGGUGCUGACGGUGCGGGCGUGGGACGCGGACUGGGGGCAGAACGCGCGCGUGCGCUACCGGCUGGCGGAGGGGCGCGUGCGGGGCGCGCCGCUGUCGUCCUACGUGUCGGUGCAGGCGGAGACGGGCGCGCUGUACGCGCUGCGCUCGUUCGACUACGAGGAGGUGCGCGAGGUGGGGCUGUGGGUGCGGGCGGAGGACGGCGGCGCGCCGGCGCUGAGCAGCAACGUGUCGGUGCGGCUGCUGAUCGUGGACGAGAACGACAACGCGCCGCAGGUGCUGUACCCGCCGUCGUCGUCGGCGGCGGCGGCGGGCUGGACGGGCGUGGAGCUGGCGCCGCGCUCGGCGGAGCCCGGCGCGCUGGUGGCCAAGGUGGUGGCGGUGGACGCGGACGCGGGGCAGAACGCGUGGCUGUCCUACGAGCUGGCCAAGGCGACGGAGCCGGGGCUGUUCCGCGUGGGGCUGCACAGCGGCGAGGUGCGCACGGCGCGCUCGCCGCUGGCCCGCGACGCGCCCAGGCACAGCCUGGUGGUGGUGGUGAAGGACCAGGGCCGGCCGGCGCUGUCGGCCACGGCCACGCUGACGGUGGUGCUGGCCGAGAGCGUGGCCGAGCUGCUGUCGGAGCUGGGCAGCGCGGCGGCGCCGGCCGAGCCCGGCGGCAGCCUGACGCGCUGGCUGGUGCUGGCCGUGGCGGCCGUGUCGUGCCUCUUCGUCGCCUUCCUGCUGCUGCUGCUGGCGCUGCGCCUGCGGCGCUGGCGCCGCUCGCAGCUGCUGCCGCCGGCCAGCGGCGCCUUGCGCGGCGUGCCGGCCUCGCACUUCGUGGGCAUCGACGGCGUCCGCGCCUUCCUGCACUCCUACUCGCACGAGGUGUCGCUCACGGCCGACUCGCGCAAGAGCCAGCGGCGCUGGGCGGCCGACAGCUGCUGCAACACGCUCCCGGCGCGGCCGCCGCCCGACAAGGCCGCGCCGCUGCUCGGGGAAGACGCUGCCGGCGCCCGCGGCGCACCGCCCGACGCCCUCCCGGUGAGUCAGUCGCUCCGGACACCCCGACGCCCUCCCUCUCGGCGCUUGCCUCCCUUUCUGCUCAUUGCCUUUGCCUCCCCGUUCUGCUUCCACUUAUGAUGUCCCAGAAUGAUAAGCCCUUAUUAGCUGUUGACAUACAGUUGGAAGGAUAAUAUUGAGCGUGGUGCAACUGAAUGCUGUAAACGUAUAGGAGUGAAGUUGAGAUCUUGGUUCUGAAUUUGAACAGAAUGUGUGAUAAGUGGCGAUAUUGUUUGGGCAGUGGUAUGAUUUUAUUGUGAAUGCCAACUCAUUUAGCAUGUUUGAUUUCAAAAUUUAGAUAAACCUUCCCGGCCAGUGAGUUUUGUUGCUGAGCAAGGUAGAGCUUCUCUGGGUGCUGGUUGUAGGUUACUUGCCCUGGCUCAGGGAAGCCAAGCAUGGGCUCUGCUUGCAGCUUUACGCUUAGUGUAGAAGGUAUGAGAUGAGUCGGGCUUUUGCCUUCAGCUGUUCUCUAGAUGGGGUAUUCAGCCAUGGUAAGUGGUUGCUCAUUUCAUCCUGAUAGAUAUCAUGCCUGUUUUUCUUUUUUUUUUUUCCAUUUUUUUAACCUAUUCUGAGUAUAUGUCUACUUGAGAUUAUCAGAUGGUUAAGAUAUAUCAUCCUCAUUGCGUAUGUGUUUGAUCAGUAGUCUGCCUUGAAGCAGAAUCUUAAUUGUCUCAUGUUUGAUUUGGCUGCCCCUCCUCUAUCAUCUAUUUAGCCUUUCUGUUACUGUAUGAACAUGGGUUGAAAUGUCUUUCAAGUGUUGAUCUAUACUGCUGUUUUUGUGCAUGGGUUGGGAUAAUGGCCUUGUUUACUGAUUAUCCUUUUAGGACAUCUGCUUGGCUGUUGUAGAGGUGAACAGGACUCAAAAUUUGCAUUUGAGAUUGCACAGAGAUUCUGUGUGUCAAGGGCUAUUGGAGGAAAGAGUAGUGUGUGAGCAUUGAAUUCUCAAGAAAGGAGAAGGCUUUUCUAUCAAGCAUAUGGUAUGGCAACAGCUUUGUUGUGGCUUCCUCACUUGAAUUUGUGUUGCAUAAUAUGUGGUGAGUUUGAGGAAUGGGUUCUGAAGAGUGAAAGUAAAGUCCAUUUCUUGUCAUGUGGAUUUGGCAGUUUUGACUUUUUUGUCAAAACUAGGCCUCAGUGUGGCAGAGAACCCUGGGAAGACUGGAAGAUCUGUUAUUAAUUGUCGAACUAGGAGACCUGUUUCCAUACAUAACUUGAAAGUUUACUGCUCUGAUGUGAAAGGCUUUGAUAUCCUUAUGUUUCCUUAAUAUUCACCUGAAUGAUAAACCCUUAUUAGUUGCAGUCAUACAGUUAGAAUCUGGUUAUUGAGAGUAGUGCAACUGAAUGCUGUGAAACAGAGGAAUGAGGUUUAGAUCUUGGUUCUUAAUUUGUAAAAAAACGUGUGUCAGCAGUGAUGUUGUUUGGGCAGUAGUAUGAUUAUAUUGUGAAUGCCAAUUUUUGUAGCAUAUAUUAUGUUUGAUUUCAUAAUUUUGACAUUUUCUGCAGCAUUUCUGCACCAUUUGAUCCUGGUUUUGCUGUCCUGAAAGGCAGUGCUAAUCUUCUGAUACCAAAAUGUUCUGUACAGAAACUGUGUAUGUAGAGCUAUGAUGUCUGAGCAUAUUGUUUUUUAAUAUCUUUGAAAUCAUUAAAUCAUAAGUCCACCCAUGUCUGUAUUGGGAUAUAACAUUUCUUCCUAGUUGUAAUUCCAUUUUCAGGCGUUUGGUUGUAGGAAGAUUGUUCUUUGUAGUUCCCAUUUUUAUUAGGCCUUUUACAUUUGAAAAUGUGAAGUUUGUAUUGCAGCAAAAUGUUAUAUCCGUUGUGAAUGUCCUGUCAGCUGUCUGGAGACAAAUUGUUAUCUAUACGGGAAACAAAUUGCUCACAAGAUGUAUCAUGAGAAAAGGCCCCAUGUUUAUAUUUAUAGUUUCAUUUUCAUUUGAAAUAUAAACCUGGAAUCAUUUAGAUCAGAAAAGACUUCUUAGAGCUUCUAGCACAACCUUUAACCUUGCAAUGUCAAGUCUACCAUUAAACAGUGUCACUAAGCUGUACAUCGGCACGUUUUUGGAAGACCUCCAAUGUUGGUGACUCAACUACAUCUCUGGGCAGCCUUUGUGAAUACUUCACAACCCUUGCAGUGAAACACAUUUUCCUAAUAUCCAAUGUAAACCUCCCCUGGAGCAAUCUGAGGCUAUUUUGUAUUGUUUUAUCACAUGGUUCUUAGGAGAACAGGAUGAUCCCCAGUUUGCUAUAGCCCCCCUUUAAGGUAACUGUAGAACACAAUAAGAUCUGCCCUGAACCUCCUUUUUUUUUUUUAGACUAAACAACCCCAGCUCCCUCAUCCACUCCUGAUAAGAUCAGUUCUCCAUACCCCUUAAUGACUCCAUUGUCCUUCUUUGGACCUGCUUCAGCACCUCAAUAGCUUUCCAGUAUUGAGGCAUCCAAAUCUGAACUCAGCAUUUGAGGUAUGGCCUCACCAGAGGCGAGUACAGAGGGACAAUCACUUCCCUAGUCCUGCUGGCCAGACUAUUUCUGAUAAAAGUCAGGAUGCCACUGGGUUUUUUGACCACCGGAACACACUGCUGUCUCAUAUUCAACCAGCUAUUGACCAAUACUUAGAGGUCAUUUUUUGAUAAGUAGCCAUUUUCUCCAGGCUGUGGGAAAGAGUGUUCAAAAGCCUUACUGAACUCAAGGUAGACUAGAUCCACAGCCUUUCCCUCAUCCACUUGGCACAUCACCUUUUACAGAAGGAGAUCAGAUUCAUGAAGGAGGACCUGCCUUGCAUUAAGCCCUGUUGACUGAGCCUGACUACCUGGUUGCCCUGUAAGUGCCACAUGAUGGCACUAAAGCUGUUCUGCUCCAUGAGCUUUCCCAGCACUGUCAGGCCUGUAGUUUCCCAGAUUGUCCUUCUGGCCCUUCGUGUAGAUGGGCAUCAUAUUUGGUAGCCACCAGUCAACUGGGACCUCCACCGAUAUCCAGGGCUGCUGGUAAAUGAUGGAAAGUGAUGUGGUGAGCAUUGUCGCCAUCUUCCUCAAGUACCCCCAGGCGGAUCCCUUCUGGAUGCAUAGACUUGCAUAUGUAUAACUAGUUUAGCAAGUUGCUGACCAUUUCCUGGUGGAUUAUGAGGUCUUCAUUCUGCUUCCAUCCCUAUCUACCAGGUAGUCAGGGGAUGAGGUACCCAGAAAACUAUUGGUCUUUUUCUGCUA